Ascochyta rabiei is the source of this 1056-nucleotide messenger RNA. RefSeq names its product Lysophosphatidic acid:oleoyl-CoA acyltransferase 1. The transcript is spliced from 3 exons. The record is from RefSeq and is a predicted model, not a curated record. Lineage: Eukaryota; Fungi; Ascomycota; Dothideomycetes; Pleosporales; Didymellaceae. Bases 1 to 1056 code for a protein of 351 amino acids.
AUGGAAAAAUACAGCCAGUUCCGCGACAAAGGCACGGCCAUAGCGCCAUUCUUGCCCGUUCCUUCCCCUCCUACCAGUGUCGUCUGGACGCCGAUUCACACCUUCCUCUUCCUCUUCCGCGCGCCAUUUGUCCUCUCCCUGUCGGUGUUCUACUUUGGACUCAUCGAGUGGCUACCUGUUGGCGGCACAAUCAAGUAUGUGGUACUGUGGCUCCUCUUGGGCGUAACCGGAGUAUGGUGGGUUGACUUUCAAGUCGACGGCGUGAAGCGUGGAAAAAUCUCAGCAGCAAAAGAGCAUCUCCCCAAGGCCGGCACGAUCAUUGCCUCCUCGUUCACGUCUCCUCUCGAUCCUCUCUACCUCGCUGGCAUCUUCCAACCCAUCUUCACUCGUUCGUACCCCAACAGCCGGAGAGUCGAACGCAUAACUCUCUUCCGCGCGAUCCUCCUCGCCUUCGCGCCUCCCACUAUCAUCCCCCAAGACGAAUCUAAGCUCGUCACCCUCGCAGCCCUCAUCGAGUCGAAUCCCGGCAGCAUAAUCUGUGUAUUCCCAGAAUGUACGACAACGAACGGCCGCGGAAUCCUGCCUUUGAGCCCUAGCUUGUUGAGUGCAGAGGGCGACACGAAGAUCUACCCGGUCAAUCUGCGCUACACGCCUCAGGAUGUCACCACGCCCAUAAGCGGCGGGUAUGUGAACUGGCUGUAUCAGCUUCUCUCAAAGCCAUCGCACCAGAUGCGCGUCCGUAUUGCUACACGGGUCUACAACAGCACUAGCAUCGACUCGCCCGCCAGGAAAUCGGAAAGGGCAAGUGGUACAGGGUACGAUCACAACAUUUUUGAUGCACCAGACUUCCGCAACGGCGGGAACGGCGGAUUGGAGAGGGAGACUGGCAUGCACGUGGCAACGGGCGAGAGCGAGGGUGGGGUUAGUGCGCAAGAGCAGAGAGUGCUGGAUCGUGUUGCCGAGGACCUAGCGCGGCUAGGAAGAGUGAAGAGGGUAGGACUCGACAUGGGCGACAAGAUUGAGUUCCUGAAGGUCUGGCUGAAAAGGAGACGUUGA